Gasterosteus aculeatus aculeatus (three-spined stickleback) is the source of this 3406-nucleotide messenger RNA. It is a transcript of the gene tm9sf3, whose product is annotated as transmembrane 9 superfamily member 3. The record is from RefSeq and is a predicted model, not a curated record. Lineage: Eukaryota; Metazoa; Chordata; Actinopteri; Perciformes; Gasterosteidae. Gene Ontology annotation, biological process: protein localization to membrane. Gene Ontology annotation, cellular component: membrane.
UACGAGAGCAUCCCUAAAAUUGCCUCUGUCAUACAACCAGGAAGAAGGUGGGAUAGCCCUACAAAGCUAACAUCCCCAAUCUCGCUGUAUUCCUACUCCGAAAAAGAAUGGGGUCUUCCAGGUGGAAGGUAGCAGCUGCGGCUUUUCUCGCUAUAGUGGGCUCUUUAUUAUCUGUCGACGCAGAUGAACACGAACACACGUACAUAGAUAAGGAGGAGGUCGUUUUGUGGAUGAACACAGUGGGGCCUUACCACAAUCGACAGGAGACAUACAAGUACUUCUCUUUGCCCUUCUGCGCGGGCUCCAAGAAGACCAUCAGUCAUUACCAUGAAACACUUGGAGAGGCUCUGCAGGGAGUGGAGCUGGAAUUCAGCGGCCUCGACAUCAAGUUCAAAGAUGAGGUCAUGCAGACAACAUACUGUGAAAUUGACUUGGACAAACCCAAACGGGAUGCCUUUGUCUAUGCCAUCAAGAAUCACUACUGGUACCAAAUGUACAUAGAUGACCUUCCCAUCUGGGGUAUUGUUGGUGAUGCGGAUGAAAACGGAGAAGAUCAUUACCUGUGGACUUACAAGAAACUGGAGAUUGGCUUCAAUGGAAACCGAAUUGUGGACGUUAAUCUGACCAGUGAAGGCAAAGUCCGUCUUGUGCCAAACACAAGAAUUGCAAUGUCUUACUCUGUGAAGUGGAAGAAGUCAGAUGUGAAGUUUGAAGACCGAUUCGACAAGUACCUUGAUCCGUCCUUCUUUCAGCACAGGAUUCAUUGGUUCUCCAUCUUCAACUCCUUCAUGAUGGUCAUUUUCUUGGUGGGUCUGGUGUCCAUGAUUCUGAUGAGAACACUAAGAAAGGAUUACGCCCGAUACAGCAAAGAGGAAGAAAUAGAUGACAUGGACAGAGACCUGGGAGAUGAAUACGGGUGGAAGCAGGUGCAUGGGGACGUGUUUCGGCCGUCAAGCCACCCGCUGAUCUUUUCUUCGCUCAUUGGCUCCGGCUGCCAGAUCUUCUCCGUGUCGUUCAUCGUCAUUGUUGUUGCCAUGGUCGAGGAUCUGUACACAGAGAGGGGAUCCAUGCUGAGCACCGCCAUUUUCGUGUACGCUGCCACCUCCCCAGUCAACGGCUACUUCGGGGGGAGCUUGUAUGCAAAACAAGGAGGGAGAAGAUGGAUUAAGCAGAUGUUCAUUGGGGCCUUCUUGAUCCCAGCCAUGGUGUGCGGCACUGCCUUUUUCAUCAACUUCAUCGCCAUGUACUACCACGCCUCCAGAGCCAUCCCAUUUGGCACCAUGGUUGCUGUCUGCUGUAUCUGCUUCUUCGUCAUUCUGCCGCUAAACCUCGUGGGAACAAUUCUGGGGAGGAAUCUGUCCGGACAGCCAAACUUCCCCUGCCGAGUGAACGCUGUGCCGAGACCCAUUCCCGAGAAGAAAUGGUUCAUGGAGCCGGCCGUCAUCGUCUGCCUCGGAGGAAUCCUGCCCUUCGGCUCCAUCUUCAUUGAGAUGUACUUCAUCUUCACGUCCUUUUGGGCGUACAAAAUCUACUACGUGUACGGCUUCAUGAUGCUGGUCCUGGUUAUCCUGUGCAUCGUGACGGUGUGUGUAACCAUCGUGUGCACGUACUUCCUGCUCAACGCUGAGGACUACAGAUGGCAAUGGACAAGCUUCCUCUCUGCAGCGUCCACGGCGGUUUAUGUUUACAUGUACUCCUUUUACUACUACUUCUUCAAAACUAAGAUGUACGGCCUGUUCCAAACGUCCUUCUACUUUGGCUACAUGGCUGUGUUCAGCACUUCUCUAGGAAUCAUGUGUGGUGCCGUGGGAUACGUGGGAACAAGUGCCUUUGUGAGGAAGAUCUACACGAAUGUGAAAAUUGACUAGAAGGCAAAGUAGCAACUUAAUGGAUUGGCCUACAUGUAUCCUGGAGGACGGCAGGCACAAGUCAUUCUUUAUUACUUUUCUUUCUUGCGAAGACAUUGUGAGAAUCUCACUUUGUACGAUGUAGGUUUUUCCAUUUUCUGAAUGAAUUUCAACGCAGCGUCUAAGAACAUGAGCAAACCUGCUGAAGAGAAAUCCAACAUAAGGUUCUGUUUUUAUCAGUUGCUUUCAAACAAACAUUAGGGCAAUGUUUAAGGCUGACAUGGCUUCUCUUUUCCCACCCAGUCCCACCUGAGAGCAGAGAACACGCGUGUUUAUUGAUGGAAUAGUGUAGCUCUCUUCAGUGAAGAGGCCUGAGUGUACUGAAAGCCUUUGUUCUACUGGGUCAUAAUGUUGGGGGGUUGGGUUAUGGCCCGUGUUCUGACCCGAUCUCUAUUUUGUAUUCUUGUGAGUCAUUCGAAAUAUCGUUAAUCCACAGUAGAGCCGAUAGUUUUCUGAUUUACUUCCACUGCAAAAUAUGAUAUGAAAAAUUGUCACUCAAGAAUUAUUCCCCCAUUUUGCCGAUUCUUGAUUCUCUAUUACAGUAGCAAUCCAUCCAGUUGUUGAGGGAGGUUUUAGUCUUGCUGUAGUUUACUGUACAGACGAGAACAGAGGGACUGAUCCGUGGUUGAGGUACAGUAAGGACCGAUUUUUAAAUGGAUGUUGGAUGCGAUCCAAUUUCCCCGUUUAGUUGGGAUUUUCUUAAUGUUUGGGUUUGAAUGAAGUCUACUUGUAAAGAUAAUAUAUGGAUGGGUGGGAGUGUAUAUAACCUUAAUGUACCUUUAGAUGUAGAUCCCAAAUGUAUUUUCGUUGUACAGAUUUACUACAGGGUGUUUCUUUUCUUUUUUUUAAUGAAUCAUUUAGUUCUAAACAAAAAGCUUUUUUUUUUCUUCCUUUUGGUGCUUGGGACGGGCUGGUGGCGCUGUUACAUCUUGCCUGAAAUUGCAUGAAGUUUUCACCAAACCAUCUGCUCCUCACUUCAGUCAGUGCUGUCAGGUUUCAGUUAGGUUUUUUUCCCCCAGCUUUCAAAAUGUAAAUGUACAUUUUGAUGACUAGUAGGCCUGGUUAUGGACACUUAUUUUGAUUUGAUAUAUUAUUUAAAAGCUUUAAAAGGCUCUAUGUCUUCUGGUAAGCCAUUUUCCUCAUGUUCUUUAUGUUGCCUAACCUGAAACAUAAUUUGUGAAUGUCAGAAGGAAUGAGGCGAUUCCGCAAACAUACUGUACAAAGUGAAGUUUAUGUACACUUAGAAACUAGAUGUUUUCAUAACCACACAGUGCUGCGGAGUGUUUCAAACGCUUUUCUCCAUUUUGUGUAAAUACAGUAUGUACUCUACUUGUAUGAGAAAUGGCGAUGCCUUUUUUUCCCCCUUCCAAUUUCUAGUUUCCCCCCCACUGAAGUUGAUUUUGGCACCUCAUAUUGUGUACUGAUGUCUGAUUGGGCAUUUUGAACCGCAUAAUAACUUGCUGUAAAAAGAGAAAAUAAACAUGUUUAUGUACAGGGGU